Messenger RNA from Anoplopoma fimbria (sablefish), 1359 nucleotides. Its product is annotated as serine/threonine-protein phosphatase 2A 55 kDa regulatory subunit B gamma isoform. Gene Ontology annotation, biological process: peptidyl-serine dephosphorylation. The record is from RefSeq and is a predicted model, not a curated record. NCBI's taxonomy places the organism in Eukaryota, Metazoa, Chordata, Actinopteri, Perciformes, Anoplopomatidae. The transcript has 9 exons. Gene Ontology annotation, molecular function: protein binding; protein phosphatase regulator activity. Gene Ontology annotation, cellular component: protein phosphatase type 2A complex; cytosol. Bases 1 to 1359 code for a protein of 452 amino acids.
AUGUUGAGCCCCAUCCAGGUCCUGUGCUCCGACAUCACUACCCUUUCUCUGGAGCCCGAGCCGUUUGCCUCUUACACUGAAGCUGAUAUCAUCUCCACUGUUGAGUUUAACCACACCGGAGAGCUCCUGGCCACAGGGGACAAGGGAGGCCGAGUGGUCAUCUUUCAGAGGGAACCUGAGAGCAAGAUUGAGCCAUUCUCCCAGGGAGAGUACAAUGUCUACAGCACCUUCCAGAGUCAUGAGCCCGAGUUCGACUACCUUAAGAGUCUGGAGAUUGAGGAGAAGAUCAAUAAGAUCCGAUGGCUGCCUCAGCAGAACGCCGCACACUUCCUCCUUUCCACCAAUGAUAAGACCAUUAAGUUGUGGAAGGUGAGUGAAAGAGACAAACGGCCGGAGGGGUACAACCUGAAGGAUGAGGAGGGUCGCAUUAAGGACAUGUCCACCGUCACCUCCCUACAGGUGCCGGUGCUCAUGCCAAUGGACCUGAUGGUGGAGGUGAGCCCGCGGAGAGUGUUCGCCAACGCCCACACCUACCACGUCAACUCCAUCUCCGUCAACUCCGACUAUGAGACCUACAUGUCGGCCGAUGAUCUGAGGAUAAACCUCUGGCAUCUGGACAUCACCGACCGCAGCUUCAACAUCGUGGACAUCAAACCAGCCAACAUGGAGGAUCUGACAGAGGUGAUCACCGCGGCUGAGUUUCACCCCCACCAUUGUAACCUGUUUGUCUACAGCAGCAGCAAAGGCACCCUGCGCCUCUGUGACAUGAGAGAAGCAGCUCUGUGCGACAAACACUCCAAAUUGUUCGAGGAGCCCGAGGACCCCAGCGCCCGCUCCUUCUUCUCUGAAAUCAUCUCCUCCGUGUCGGACGUUAAGUUCAGCCACAGCGGUCGCUACCUGCUCACCAGAGACUACCUGACGGCCAAAGUCUGGGACCUCAACAUGGAGAGCAAGCCCCUGGAGACGUACCAGGUUCACGAUUACCUCCGCAGCAAGUUGUGUUCCCUUUAUGAAAACGACUGCAUCUUUGACAAGUUUGAGUGUGCCUGGAACGGCUCGGACAGUGUGAUCAUGACUGGAGCCUACAACAACUUCUUCCGCAUGUUCGACCGCAACACCAAACGUGACGUGACCCUGGAGGCGUCGCGUGAGAGCAGCAAACCCCGAGCUGUCCUGAAGCCGCGGAGGGUCUGUGCCGCCGGGGGGAAGCGCCGGAAGGACGACAUCAGCGUGGACAGCCUGGACUUCACCAAGAAAAUCCUCCACACGGCCUGGCACCCGAACGAGAACAUCAUCGCCAUCGCCGCCACCAACAACCUGUACAUCUUCCAGGACAAACUCAACUCUGAGAUGCAUUAA